GGAGAAUUUUACAUAAAAUUCUCCCUACUCUAAGAGUGAAGGAGUAGGCAAUACGGAAUGAGGAUGUCUGUAAUAAAUGUUGCCUAACCAAAAGUUUAUUGCUUACAAAAAAUGUGAGUCAGUGACAGCGGAGUGACAGUUCGAAUUCGAAUUGUACAUAGUCGUUUCUCGAACGAACGUUGUUUGCUUGCUGUUAAUAAUUUCUGACAGAUCAUCUUGUACCUUUGUUUUGAUAGGAAUAAAUACGAACGUUAUAAUAAGAAACCAUGGCAAAUUUUAAGAUAUUAUUAGUGUUAUCCGUCUUAUUUUGUUUACAAGUAACAGAUGGCGCAAGUGGCAUAGGACCGGAACCACCACAUGUAUCAACAAACCAACCUACUUCUCCAGCAUCAAGUUCUAGUUCAACUUCACAUAAGACAACUACUACAACAACCACCAAUACCACUACUCCUAAACCUGAUACAACUACCCCUGCUAAAACUACUACUCCUAAACCUGAUACAACUACUAAAACUACUACUCCUAUGACUACAAAAUCUAGUACAACUACCAUUACUACUCCUACUACAACUAAGCAAACUCCACCUACCAGUUCUACUUCGAAGCCUACUACAACUCCUACAGCGAAAACUACCACUCCUAUUCCACCUACACCAACACCAGUUCCUGACCCAUCAAUGGGCAAGUGGUCCCUCAACUUUACCAAUUCAAAUGACAGUUGUUUGUUGAUGGAUGCAGCCUUACAGAUUGAAAUUCCCCAAGUUAAUCACACCUCCCUGAAAAUCAAUGUUCCUUUUAAUGCAACAGCUACUGGCAAUUGUGGCAAAGAUUUGAAUGUUCUGACACUAUGGAUAGAGAAAACCAGUUUCAUCAAUAUGAAUUUUGUCCAAAACGCAACUACCAAAAAGUUUGAAUUGGAAUCAAUUAAGGCUUCUGUCAAUGUCACCCUCUCUAAUGGUACCUCAAGCAUUUUAAAUGUAACUCAUGAAAAGCCAGAGUUCUCUACUUCGUUGGAUCAUUCUUACAAGUGUGCUAAGGUCCAAACUUUGAAUUUGACUGUCGCAGGUGGUAAUGAUACUAUUGCUUUAUUGCAUAUUAGUCAUGUGCAGUUCCAAGCCUUUUCUAAUGUGACAGCACAUAAGUUUUAUGAUGCUAUCGAUUGUGAAGCUUCCGCUAUAACUUCAGAUGUCGUCCCAAUCGUAGUUGGAUGCGUAUUAGCCCUUCUAGUAGUCGUGGUACUGGUUGCCUACCUCGUAGGAAGACGCUAUUGCCAAGCCAGAGGAUAUACUUCAAUCCCCGAACCAGACGAAGCCAGUAUAAUACAUUAAAAGCUGUUUGAGAAGCACGCUAACUUGUAUGUAAAGUUGUAUAUCUAUGUAAAUAAAUUAUUAUUUUUGAUUGUUUUUCCAAUAUUCUGUUGAAUAAAUGAUUGCCUCGAA
Molecule: messenger RNA, 1439 nt
Organism: Diabrotica virgifera virgifera (western corn rootworm)
Lineage: Eukaryota; Metazoa; Arthropoda; Insecta; Coleoptera; Chrysomelidae
Exons: 5
Coding region: 267-1328 (353 amino acids)
Cellular component (GO): membrane
Source: RefSeq, a predicted model, not a curated record